Molecule: messenger RNA, 2563 nt
Organism: Physella acuta
Lineage: Eukaryota; Metazoa; Mollusca; Gastropoda; Physidae
Product: amidase
Molecular function (GO): catalytic activity
Source: RefSeq, a predicted model, not a curated record
UCUACCCUAGACGUAAGUGGGUCAGUUAUCACCAUCAGCUACUGAACACGGUGCUGCCUGCAUACGUUCAAACAACAGCUCUACCCAGCUGGCAGACGAUCACACUGGACUUGAACUGCUGCUCUCUGAAGAUGUCAUACGAGAAGUUUGUCCCGUCCCUCCACCAGCCGCCCACAGUCCAAGAGAUCCAACAGAUCACUGACCAGCUGCACUUCAACAGUUCAACUGACCAGGUCGAAGCACUGACAGCUAUUGCGUCUGAGGCUGUCGGUGCCUUGUCAUUGCUGGACACGUUCUGUGACCCCGUCCCAGAGGUCAAGUACCCCAGGACACCAGGCUACAGGCCGCAACCUCAGGACCGGGUUGGCAAUGCCUGGGCCUGGCGAUGUGACGUCCAAGGUGCUCCCACAGGUAAACUGUCCGGGAAAACUUUUGCUAUCAAAGACAACACGGCUGUAGCUGGUGUCCCCAUGUCCAACGGUAGCCGGCUGCUACAGGGCUACAUACCAGAGUACGAUGCUACCGUCGUUACGAGAAUUCUAGAUGCGGGUGGGCGCAUACUCGGCAAGUCUUCGUGUGAUGACUUCUGUCUGAGCGCCAUGGGCUUCUCGGCCCUGGACGGUUACAUCUCCAUGCCGGACACGCCGGACUACAGGGCGGGGGGCUCGAGCGGUGGAUCCGCUGUUCUGGUAGCCACAGGUGAGGUGGACAUGGCUCUGGGGGCGGAUCAAGGCGGUUCUAUCCGGAUACCGGCAGCGUGGACCGGCACUGUUGGCCUGAAGCCGACCUUUGGACUGGUGCCGUACACGGGUCUAGUGCCCAUAGAGCCGACAGUGGAUCACGCCGGGCCGAUCACGCGUAACGUGACAGACUGUGCGCUUUUCCUGGAGGUAAUAGCUGGCAAUGAUGGACUAGAUGGAAGACAAAGGACCAACAUGGAAAUCCCUGAAUACAGCAAAUAUGUUGAGCUAGAGUUGGAGGGCAGAAAACUGGGCGUGUUGAAGGAGGGUUUUGACACGUGUGUCCCUGAGACACGGGCAGCGGUUAGAGAAUUUCUUGAGGAUGUUGCUGUAGCAAAGUUUGGUCUUGUGGAUGUGUCUGUUCCCUUACACCAACAUGCCCCCGCUAUUUUCACGGGCUAUUUCUACAAUGGUUGUUUGAAUACUCUACAGAUGGGAACGGCCCCACAGUUCGCCCAAGGCUUUUACCCGACCAGCCUGGAGAAAGCUGUGCGCCAAGGGCUGCAGAGUUCUGCUGGGGUUCUUGCCCCUGGCAUCAAAUGCUUCUCGGUGAUCGGCGAGCUGUUCCGUCGUCGCUAUGGCAACCACUACUACUGCAGGGGCAGGAACAUGGUGCUGGAGCUGGCGCGUCAGUACGACGAGGCGCUGAGCAAGUGUGACGUCAUCGUGAUGCCGACCUUGACCCACGUCUCGUCCAGGUUUACGGAGAAAAAAGCGACGGAUGCAAAAACACAAGAGGCCUACUUGAAGGAGAGCUUGGACCAAAUUGGCAACACCCUGGUCACCGAUCUAACAGGUCACCCAGCCUUGACCUUGCCGCUAGGCAAACUGGGUGACGGGUCUAAAGACAGCCUGAUGAUCGUUGGCAAGAAAUUUGAUGAGGUGACAGUACUACAGGUGGCCAGGACUUUGGAGAAACUGAUUGUUGCCAGGCAGUAAUUUCUGAUGUGUUGCCAUUUGUCAUUGUAUCAGUCAUACACAUAUGGCCCUACUUAUUUUUAACUACAUUAGUCAUGACAAAAAAAGAAAAGAAAAAAUUACAAGCAUAAGUUCAGCGACUGACUGGAGAUUUAUAAAAAAAAAACAACAAUUCAGCAUAACGGCGGUCCAACCAACCCGUUGAGUUCUUUUUAAUUUUAGCGAAGUAUUACAAUUAUGCUUUAUGUUAAUUGUAAGAGUACAUUUACAAUUCGUAUCUAAUUUUGUAUAACACUGCACGUCAUAACUAGGCUUCUACACAGAAAGCUAGCAUUUUUUUAAAGUUAGGUAAUUUAAAAUUCGUGUAAAACACAAGCGUUAGGUCACGUUUACUUUUAUUUAUUAAUGGCUACACUCGACUCGGUUGAAAAUUACCAUUUAUUUCAAAAUAACUGUUUAAUUUUAAGAAUAUUUACAGUAAUGGUUUUCAUCCAGUAUCUUGAGUGGUCCAAUCAUUGGGUUUAAUCCACUGUUUAUUAAGUAAUUAGUUAAUCUGUUUCAUUGUAUUUUUCUUUGAUAUUAAUCUGAUCUUAGUGCAAUAUAUUUAGAUUUUUUAGGUUUGUUUACUUCAUGUGUUUAACUUUUUUUUUUCAUUUUUAGUUUGUUAAAACUACAAUAUUUUAUAUGUUUUUGUUGCUUUUAGAUAUACAAUAUUAGCCUUAUGCUACAGUGAAAAAUAAUCAAUUAACAUGUUUACAUUUAAUACGCUUAACUAUUAUUAUUAAUAUUAUAUUUUUAAAAUUUUCAGUGUUGUAACACUAUACAUUAACAUAACUUUAGAAAGAAAACUAUAACCAACUUUAUAACCGAUGUUUUUAUUUUACUUCUUGGAAUUUACCAAUUUU